Molecule: messenger RNA, 4822 nt
Organism: Salvelinus namaycush (lake trout)
Lineage: Eukaryota; Metazoa; Chordata; Actinopteri; Salmoniformes; Salmonidae
Product: nuclear factor of activated T-cells, cytoplasmic 3-like
Exons: 10
Coding region: 338-3724 (1128 amino acids)
Biological process (GO): cytokine production; calcineurin-NFAT signaling cascade; regulation of transcription by RNA polymerase II
Cellular component (GO): transcription regulator complex
Molecular function (GO): RNA polymerase II cis-regulatory region sequence-specific DNA binding; DNA-binding transcription factor activity, RNA polymerase II-specific; transcription factor binding
Source: RefSeq, a predicted model, not a curated record
ACAACCUUGUCUGUCUUGUUGACACCAAACAGCGAUAAAUCAAUUUAACGUUCGCAAGGACAAUAGAGUAGACUCGCUUUAGGACAAUCAAAAGUUUAACCAGCAUUUUAUUACCAAACGUCGCCGGGAGGAAGAAUAAUUUUUGGAUUUCUAAUCAAGGAAGAAAAGCUAGUUCACGCCGAUCGCGGGUCGAUUGCUCGCUACAAUUUUGAUUUACUAAAUUUAACAAGUUUUGUUGUUUCAGUUAACGUUAGUUCUGUAAAUGUUGUGACAUUUAAAAUAGUAUUUUGCAUAAGUCGUCGUUCGUGUGACGGGUGAACCCGAGCUGUCAACCCCGAUGACUACUGCAAAUUUCACUGGUAAUGAGGAGCUGGACUUCAGGCUGAUCUUCGGAGAGGACGGCCAACAGCAGUCGCUAGGCCCCGCAGAUCUGGAGCCUGACGACAAUACGUCGUUCUACAUCCUCAAUGUGGGCCAGCAGUCCGUGGUCAACAACCAGUCUAUGGGCCAGUCACGCAAUGGCAGCAUGCAGUCUCACUCCCACUCCCAAGUCAUCAGCUCCUCCCCCCAUCAGCGCCUGCAGUCCCACAAGGUGUACGACCCCAACUAUGAGGUCCAGGACAAUGUCAAUAAAAACAAAUCCAGCCCUGCAGGUGGGGGUGGGGGGCCUCCCAAAGCCUUUGAGUGUCCUAGCAUCCAGAUCACGUCUAUCUCCCCCAGCUGUCAGCAGGAGAUGGACGCUAACGAGGACAAUCUUAGAGGUAAUGAUGGGGACUACCACCAUGGGGACCGCCCCCUGUCCAGGGACCACCUGUACCUGCCCUUAGACCACUCAUACCGGGACUCAACUCUCAGCCCGUCCCCCUGCAGCUCCCUGUCCUCCAGGAGCUGGUUCUCAGACGCCUCGUCCUGCGAGUCCUUCUCCCACGUGUACGAUGAUGUGGACUCUGAGCUGAACGAAGCGGCCGCAAGGUUUACCCUGGGGUCUCCCCGCACCUCCCCUGGCUGCUCCCCUCACCCUGGGGUCCUGGAGGAGGGUCUGUGGGCUGGGCAUCAGCACCACCACCCUGUCUUUCACCACUCCCACUCCUCCCACUCCCUGUCCCCCCGAGUCUCCCCCUGCCACUCCCCACGCACCUCCGUCACCGACGAGAACUGGCUGAGCCCCCGGCCUCCGUCCCGCCCCUCCUCACGCCCCACCUCACCCUGCGGGAAGAGACGCCACUCCAGCGCAGACAUCUGCUACCCGGUGGGCUCCGUGUCCCCACACCACUCCCCGAUCCCCACCCCCGAGCCGUCCCCAAGGGGCAGCGUGACAGAGGACACCUGGAUAGGAAGCGCCUCCAUGGGCAUGUUCCAGUGCUGCCCUUCCGAGGCAGACAUCCCCUCCAAGACUAGGAAGACUUCCCAGGACCGGACAUGCUCCAUGGGGGGGAAGGGGGACCUAGGCCUGGACGACUCUGGGAACGGUUCCCCCCUCAUGGACUCUCCCUCGGAAGACACCCUGCACUCCCUGAAGAAGGACGGGCCAGGGGAACAGUUUCUCUCAGUGCCCUCACAUUUCACAUGGAACAAACCCAAACCAGGACACACACCCAUCUUCAGGACCUCCUCCCUGCCCCCCCUGGACUGGCCCCUGCCCCACCUGUUUGGCCAGUACGAGCUGAAGGUUGAGGUGCACCCCAAGGCCCACCACCGAGCACACUACGAGACGGAGGGAAGCAGAGGGGCGAUCAAAGCUGCAUCAGGUGGUCACCCUGUUGUCAAGCUGAUGGGCUACAACGAGAAGCCUGUCAACCUACAGAUGUUCAUCGGCACGGCAGACGACCGCUACCUCAGACCUCACGCCUUCUACCAGGUGCAUCGGAUCACUGGGAAAACGGUGGCCACCGCCAGCCAGGAGAUCAUCAUCUCCAGCACCAAAGUUCUCGAGAUUCCUCUGCUUCCCGAAAACAAUAUGUCUGCCAGCUCCCCUCCCUAUCUCUCUUGCAGUAUUGACUGUGCUGGCAUCCUGAAGCUGCGGAACUCAGACAUUGAGCUGCGGAAGGGGGAGACUGAUAUCGGGCGGAAGAACACGCGUGUGCGAGUGGUGUUUCGUGUUCACAUUCCCCAGCCCAAUGGGAAGGUUCUCUCUCUACAGGCUGCAUCCAUCCCCGUGGAGUGUUCCCAGCGUUCGGCCCAGGAGCUUCCCCAGGUAGAGAAGGCCAGUCUGACCGGCUGUCUGGUCAGCGGGGGAGAGGAGAUGGUCAUCACAGGAUCCAACUUCUUCCCCGAAUCAAAGGUCAUAUUCCUGGAGAAGGGCCCUGAUGGAAGACCCCAGUGGGAAGUGGAGGCGAAAAUCAUCCGUGAGAAAAGUCAAGGAUCGAGCGUCGUAGUGGAGGUCCCUCCCUACCACAGUAAGACUGUGACCUCGGCUGUUCAGGUGCAGUUUUACGUGUGUAACGGCAAACGGAAAAGGAGCCAAUCACAACGCUUCACUUACCUGUCAGUCCUGGUGAAGCAGGAGCACAACAGAGAAGAGAUGGAAGGGCCCCCUGCUGUGCCCCCCAUGCCUGGUAUGUCCAUGCCCCUGGCCCAUGCUGCCAGCCUGGUCCGCAGUACCCACACCCAGCUACCUUCCCCUGAGCAGGGCCACCCACCGGACGGCCUUCUGUCCAGCUCUCCCCGGGGCCUGGCUGCGGGCCCCGGCUCCAGCCUCCAUACUCUGCAGCCUGCCUGCCCCCUCAUGGGCUCCCCCUCCUUCCAGCACCUGCCUCACCUCCAGGGCCGAGGCCUCCACACGCCUGCUGACUGCCACAUGACGUUCCAUCUGGGCCCAGACCCUCCCAACAGGCCCUCCUACCAACACCAUCCUAUGCAGCAGAGUCACACCCACCCCGGCCACCUAAGCAACCUAAAUCCCAACCUGCCCUACAAUGGCCAGCCCAGCCUUUCCAUGAACACUGGGGGUCCGCAGGGCUAUGAGAGGAUGCCUUACCACCAGCAGCAGUCUGACCCUGGGGCCUCCCACCCCCACCCCAUGGGGCUGGGUAUGGUGUACCACUCAUCCCCAUCCACCUCCGCCGAGCAGGCCUCCAGCCCCCACAGCCCCAUCUCCACGGCGCCCCACAGCCAGCCCAUGACCCACUCCUCAUCUCACCUGCUCUCCAUGGGCUACCACUGCCCCCCCAACCCCAGCCAGGUGCCCUCGCCCUCGCCCACCCGACCCAACCACCCCAUGGGCCAGCCCUCACCUACCCACCCCAACCAUCCAAUGCAGCCCUCCCCCCAGCUGCAGAGAGCUAUGGGGGGCUACCACCCCACCAGCCAGAGGUCUGCCUCCUGUCCCACUACCUCCAGUGCCCCUCCAGCCCACAUGGUUGCCUCGCCCCAUUCCGGGCCAUCCUCCCCCCAGCUCCACUCCCUGCCCUACCAGUCGCCCACCUCCCCCUCCCCCACCGGCAGCCCUCUGGGCCCCCCAGCACACAGUCCCCAGGCCAGCAGCCCUGUCAUGUCCAGCCUGUCCCCAGGCUCAUGCAGCAGCAACCCCGUGCAGCAGCACCCCCUUGCCCCCCAGCAGAGCCCCUUCCCUAUGGAGGGGGAGAGUGUGAACAUCAAGCAGGAGCCGGAGGAGAGAGAGCCCACCUUCAGAUCCAUCGGCCUGCAGGACAUCACACUGGACGACGUGAAUGAGAUCAUCGGCAGAGACAUGUCCCAGUCCCCUGGUGGCGGUGCCCAGUCGUAGCACUGUCCGUGGCCAGGCCUCCACACACCCAGCUGGGCAUAGCAGUGUCCUCACCAGCCCCAACACCACCACCUCCACCACAGGACUUUACCUGCCUCUAGGCAGGACAGACUGGGCUGAGAUUCCCCUUUACACUUCAUGGACCUACCAGUCCACAAAAAGACCCUCCAGACACACAUGAACAUACCUUUCAUAUACCCACAUGACAGCAAAAGAGCUCAGAUUCACUCACCUACACAUGUAUACAUCAGAUUAUAAACAGAAGAACACCGCAGGGUGUUGACAAACUGUAGGAUUAUUGGGGUCAGUGAGUGUCAGAAAGAUGAGGAACAUGUUCUCUGUUCAGUAGACUUCGGGUUCAUUUUUAGCAUUUGUACUCAGUCCUGGGCUCAGAUCCCUGGUUUAGAGAGUGAUCACCUCCUAAACGGUUUCUAUGCAGCAAAACUCUCUGCUCAGGGUGUCUGGUUGGAGUAUGUAAUAUACCCUCUCAAGUCACAAUGUUGCCCCUAACAGUGUAGUGCUCAGUGAGGAAAAAUAGGAUCCCUCAGUAGGAAUAAAGAAGUUUGAAUACUGUACUCAUGAUUUUCUCACCAGCAUAGACCUCGACGGUACAAACACCCCGGUUGGUUGAGUGAUGUCACAACAGCACCUCCUGGGAGUGUAGAGGUAGUACUGCAGCCCCACUGCGACCCCCCCCCCCCCCCCCCCCCCCCCAUCACCCUAGUCCUGCUUUGUCUCUGGGUGCCUGGGAGCCCCUUCUCUUCUUCUCUGGUGCUGGACUGGGAUCUGUAAUAUGCAACAUUCCACACUUCUAGUGACCUUCCAGCCAUGUAGAUAUAGUGCCUUCAGAAAGUAUUCACACCCCUUGACUUUUUCCACAUUUUGUUGUGGUACAGCCUGAAUUUCAAAUAUAUUAAAUGUAGACGUUUUUGUCGCUGGCCUACACGCAAUACCCGAUAAUGUCAAAGUGGACUUAUGUUUUCAGAAUUGUUUAUAAAGUCAUAGAAAAUAAAAAGCUGAAAUGUCUUGAGUGAAUAAGUAUUCAACCCCUUUGUUAUGACAAGCCUACAUAAGUUCAGGAGUAAAAAUGAACUUAAC